AUGACGAACGUGCUGCUGCGCGUGCUCCCCAUGCGGUACGUGGUGGUGUCGAUAGCGUUUUUCGGCUUCGUCAUCAACUACAUGCUGCGCAACAACCUGAACCUGGCGAUCGUGGCCAUGGUGAACCACACGGCUGUCAAUUCUUCAGGCGCCGCCGGCAGCCAGACAGAUGGCCCGUUCGUCUGGGACGAGAAGAUCGUCGCCCUGAUCCUGGGCAGCUUCUACUACGGCUACAUCUGCACGCAGGUGGUGGGCGGGCGCUGCGCUGAGAUAUCCAGCGUCAAGUACAUCUACGGCUUGUCGCUGCUGACGGCCGGCUGCUUGACCUUCCUCAUCCCGACCGUCUCCUAUUGGGACUACCGUGCGCUGGUGGCCAUCCGGAUCAGCAUGGGCUUUGUGCUGGGCGUGGGCUUCCCCUCUGGAUACGCCCUGCUGCGUGCGUGGGCGCCACCCAACGAGCGCAGCACCGUCGUGUCGCUGGCCAUCAGCGCGUCUAACAUCGGCACCGCCAUCACCAUGCCGCUGGCGUCAGCCAUCAUAAAUGCCAUCAGUUGGGAGGCCGUGUUCUACAUUCAGGGAUCGUUUGCGCUCGUGUGGUUCGUCUUCUGGCUGCUGCUCGUCUACAACGGGCCGGAGGAGCACCCUUUCAUCACCGCCGAGGAGCGCGACUUCAUCAUGACGGCGAUCGGCAGCGAACGCUCCACGCGUCGUCUGCCGCUGCCGUGGAAGGAGAUACUGACGUCCCCGCCGGUCUGGUCGCUGGUUGUCGCCAACUUCUGCAACAACUGGGGCUAUUACACCUUACUCAACGACCUGCCGCAGUACUUCAGCAACGUCCUCGGCAAGGACAUCUCGUCCAACGCCAUCUUCACCUCGCUGCCGUUCCUCGUCACCUUCAUCUUUGCGAUGGCGUACGGUGCUUUCAGCGACUACCUGCGCAAAAACAACCUGAUGAGCAUCAACAACAUCCGUCGCAUGGCGCAGUUCGUGUCACAGACAGUAGUGGCAGUAACGCUGGUCUGCAUCGCCUUUCUCGGCGAGCACGAAACCCUCGUCGAGGUCCUGCUGUUCAUCGGAAUCGGACUGAUCGGCGCCGGCUACACGGGCUGGCAAAGUGUGCCGGUGGACAUGGCGCCCAACUACUCUGGCACGCUGGUCGGCAUCUCCAAUACCUUCGGCAGCAUUCCGGGCUUCCUGGCGCCGCUGGUGGUGGGUGCGCUGACCGAGGGCCACGAGACGUUGGACCGCUGGCGCUACUGCUUCCUGCUACCCGCCGCCUUCAUGGUCUUCGACACGAUCAUCUUCUUCGUGUUCGGCAGCUCAGAGGAGCAGGCGUGGAACAGAAAGUAUUACAAUACCGAGGAUGAAGACAACAAGGCGGGAGGAAGGGAUUCUGUGAAUCUCGAGGGACUCGAGAAGGGGUCUCUGGAUGGGGUGACGAAGAAGGGGUCGCUGGUGAAGGAGCUGGAAAAGAAGAACAGCAGUUCGGAGGAAGCGUUUGGCAUUGAUAACGCCGGUUUCGUUUCACCCCCUAAUGAACACAAGGGUGAAAAUUCUGCGCAAGGCCAAUGA
Molecule: messenger RNA, 1572 nt
Organism: Pollicipes pollicipes
Lineage: Eukaryota; Metazoa; Arthropoda; Thecostraca; Pollicipedomorpha; Pollicipedidae
Product: vesicular glutamate transporter 3
Exons: 1
Coding region: 1-1572 (523 amino acids)
Biological process (GO): transmembrane transport; monoatomic anion transport
Cellular component (GO): membrane
Molecular function (GO): transmembrane transporter activity
Source: RefSeq, a predicted model, not a curated record